Messenger RNA from Miscanthus lutarioriparius, 1122 nucleotides. The record is from the annotation of a GenBank genome assembly. Lineage: Eukaryota; Viridiplantae; Streptophyta; Magnoliopsida; Poales; Poaceae.
AUGGAGCUCUUCCCCUCCCAGCCGGACCUCUCCCUCCAGAUCGGCCUCCCCGCCAGCGCCACGCCCCACGACCACCACCACCACGGCGCCGCCGCCCUCAGCGCCAGGUUCCUCGCAGCGACAGCCGCCGCAGGUGGCGGCGUCGGCGGUGGCAACGGGUUCCCUGGCGGCAACCCGGCGGCGGCCAUGGCGCCGUCGCUGCAGCUGUCCAUGCCCAUGCCGCUGCCGCUGCCGCUGCCGGUGCAACUGCCCAUGCCGAUGCCGAUGCCCCCCAACGCCGCUGCUGCAGGGGCGGGCGGCGGCCUGUACUACCACCCCGACGCCGCCGCCAUGCUGCGGCCCAUCCGCGGGGUGCCGCUGUACCAGCACCCGCACACGCACGCGGUGCCGCCGACGUUCCCGCCGCACGCGGCGGGGCCGGGGGCGGCGGGCCCGUGCUUCUGCGAGCCUUGCCACGUCGCCGCGGGCUCCUGGCGCCGCGCCGGGUGCGGCGUCGGGGCGCGCGUCGCCGGGUUCCCCCCGGCCAAGCGCGCCGCCAGGGCGCCGCGCAUGCGCUGGACGUCCACGCUCCACGCCCGCUUCGUCCACGCCGUCGAGCUCCUCGGCGGCCACGAAAGGGCAACGCCCAAGUCAGUUCUUGAGCUCAUGGACGUGAAGGAUCUCACCCUGGCUCAUGUCAAGUCUCACUUGCAGAUGUACAGGACCGUGAAGAACACCGAAAGGCCGGCAGCUUCGUCAGAUCAAGCUGAUGGGUUCGAGAACGGGUCGGCCGGCGAGAUCUGCGACGACAACUCCUCGCUCGAUCUGCACGGCACCCCCGGCAGGCCAGAGUCGGCGGCGGCUCGCCAUGGAAGGUUAGCUGCCUGUAACGAUCAUGGGAGCAGCACCGGCGCUCAUGGUGCCCUCUGGAAUAGCUCCUCAAGGGAAGACUGGACCGGCUUUCCCAGCGACUCCAACACCGGGAGCAUGAGCAUGCAUUCUCGAUCUCUCAAGGAUCAGACGAUGCAGUCCAAGAGCUUGGAGAUCCUCUCGGACAUGAACAACUCCUGCGUGUCGGAGACGACGUCGUGUGCCAGCGGGUUGAACCUGGAGUUCACCCUAGGCCCACGCAUCAGGCACUAA